Molecule: messenger RNA, 9113 nt
Organism: Chelonia mydas (Green sea turtle)
Lineage: Eukaryota; Metazoa; Chordata; Testudines; Cheloniidae
Gene: HECTD1
Product: HECT domain E3 ubiquitin protein ligase 1
Exons: 42
Coding region: 542-8254 (2570 amino acids)
Biological process (GO): proteasome-mediated ubiquitin-dependent protein catabolic process; anatomical structure development; protein K63-linked ubiquitination
Cellular component (GO): nuclear speck
Molecular function (GO): metal ion binding; protein binding; ubiquitin protein ligase activity
Source: RefSeq, a predicted model, not a curated record
AGGGAUUAGGGGAACUGUGACGGGGAGAAGAGGAAUCUGGUGGCCGGUGGAGCACGCCCGCAGACGAGGAGGGGAGCUUCUCCUGCUGCGGUGCGGACCAGACGGGACAGCUCGGCUGAGCGGGACAGCCAGGCUCCUCUCUGGGCUUUGCUGCCGCAGCGCCGCCCAUGUGCGCGGCGCGGCCUGCCCUGCCCCGAGGCUGAGCGUGACUCCGAGGCUGACUGGCUCGGGCUCCUCCUCCUGUGUCUGUGGCGCUAGUGGUUUCCCCUCCCCCUCAGUCCCGUGCUGGGCGGAUCACGAUGGAUGCCGCUCGCUGCCUCCUGCUCCCGGGCUCGGGUCGCCACCGCCUCGCUGCCUUCCCGCGGGACUAAGGAGGGAGGGGGCGGCUCCGGCGAGGAGCGUCCGGGGCGCUGGGGUGAAGACUGCAAAAAUCUGAGUCUGACUGGAGGGAAAGUUUCACUGUACUCAGACUAUCCUGGCUUGAACACUUUAAGGAUUUUUUGGUACUUUUUAAUUUAAGCCAAGGCGGCUUUUUAAAACCAUGGCAGAUGUGGACCCAGACACGUUGCUUGAAUGGCUACAGAUGGGACAGGGGGAUGAAAGGGAUAUGCAACUAAUAGCUUUGGAACAGUUAUGCAUGCUGCUUUUGAUGUCAGACAAUGUGGAUCGUUGUUUUGAAACUUGCCCUCCUCGUACUUUCUUACCAGCACUCUGCAAGAUUUUCCUUGAUGAAAGUGCGCCAGACAAUGUGUUAGAGGUAACAGCUCGUGCCAUAACUUAUUACCUGGAUGUAUCAGCAGAAUGCACCCGUCGGAUUGUGGGAGUAGAUGGAGCUAUCAAAGCACUUUGUAAUCGUUUAGUUGUUGUUGAACUUAACAACAGAACCAGCAGAGACUUGGCUGAGCAGUGUGUAAAGGUGUUAGAACUAAUCUGUACCCGUGAAUCAGGAGCUGUGUUUGAGGCUGGUGGGUUGAACUGUGUGCUGACAUUUAUUCGUGAUAGUGGGCACCUGGUUCAUAAAGAUACUUUACAUUCUGCUAUGGCUGUAGUAUCCAGACUUUGUGGCAAAAUGGAACCUCAGGAUUCUUCAUUAGAAAUCUGUGUGGAAUCCCUGUCUAGUUUAUUAAAACAUGAAGACCAUCAGGUUUCAGAUGGAGCGCUCAGAUGUUUUGCUUCAUUAGCUGACAGAUUUACACGUCGUGGAGUUGAUCCAGCCCCAUUAGCCAAACAUGGACUAACUGAGGAGUUGUUAUCACGCAUGGCAGCAGCUGGUGGUAUAGCAUCAGGACCAUCUUCAGCUUGCAAACCAGGUCGGAGCAGCACUGGAGCACCAUCUACAGCUGCAGACUCUAAAUUGAGUAAUCAGGUGUCAACUAUUGUGAGUCUGUUGUCAACCCUUUGUAGAGGCUCUCCAGUAGUAACGCACGAUCUCCUAAGAUCUGAACUUCCAGAUUCUAUAGAAAGUGCAUUACAGGGUGAUGAAAGAUGUGUACUGGAUACCAUGCGUUUAGUAGAUCUUCUUUUGGUGCUACUGUUUGAAGGGCGAAAGGCCCUUCCAAAGUCUAAUGCUGGAUCUACAGGCAGAAUCCCAGGAUUGCGUAGACUGGAUAGUUCUGGGGAACGUUCUCAUCGGCAGCUGAUAGACUGCAUCCGCAGUAAAGAUACUGAUGCACUAAUAGAUGCUAUUGACACAGGAGCUUUUGAAGUAAAUUUUAUGGAUGAUGUAGGACAAACUCUUUUAAACUGGGCAUCAGCUUUUGGAACUCAGGAAAUGGUGGAAUUUCUCUGUGAAAGGGGUGCUGAUGUUAACAGAGGUCAGAGGUCGUCUUCAUUACAUUAUGCAGCAUGUUUUGGAAGGCCUCAAGUGGCAAAGACUCUCCUGCGACAUGGUGCGAACCCUGAUUUGAGAGAUGAAGAUGGGAAAACUCCUUUAGACAAAGCUCGUGAAAGGGGGCACAGUGAAGUGGUGGCUAUUCUUCAGUCUCCAGGUGAUUGGAUGUGUCCAGUUAACAAAGGAGAUGAAAAGAAAAAGAAAGAUGCAAACAAAGAUGAAGAAGAAUGUAAUGAACCCAAAGGAGAUCCAGAAAUGGCACCUAUAUACUUGAAAAGACUAUUACCUGUAUUUGCACAAACAUUUCAACAAACUAUGCUACCUUCCAUAAGGAAAGCAAGUCUUGCCCUCAUUAGAAAAAUGAUUCAUUUUUGUUCUGAAGCAUUGUUAAAAGAGGUUUGUGAUUCUGAUGCUGGUCACAACCUUCCCACAGUAUUGGUUGAGAUCACUGCUACUGUUCUUGAUCAAGAGGAUGAUGAUGAUGGCCACUUGCUAGCCUUGCAAAUCAUAAGGGAUUUGGUAGAUAAAGGUGGUGACCUUUUUCUAGAUCAGCUUGCUAGACUUGGUGUAAUUAGUAAAGUGUCAACUUUGGCAGGACCAUCUUCUGAUGAUGAGAAUGAAGAGGAGUCCAAACCUGAGAAAGAGGAUGAACCCCAAGAGGAUGCUAAAGAACUGCAGCAGGGUAAACCAUAUCACUGGAGAGAGUGGUCCAUCAUUAGGGGAAGGGACUGCUUAUAUAUCUGGAGUGAUGCAGCAGCCCUUGAACUGUCUAAUGGUAGCAAUGGAUGGUUCAGAUUUAUCUUGGAUGGAAAACUGGCAACAAUGUAUUCAAGUGGGAGUCCAGAAGGAGGAUCAGAUAGUUCAGAAAGUAGAAGUGAAUUCUUAGAGAAGUUACAAAGAGCUCGAAGCCAAGUAAAGCCAUCUACCACAAGUCAGCCAAUUUUAUCAGCACCUGGGCCCACUAAACUUACUGUGGGAAACUGGUCACUCACCUGUUUGAAGGAAGGAGAAAUUGCUAUCCACAAUUCAGAUGGUCAGCAAGCUACAAUAUUAAAGGAAGAUCUCCCAGGCUUUGUUUUUGAGUCCAAUAGAGGAACUAAACAUUCAUUUACAGCUGAAACCUCUUUGGGAUCAGAGUUUGUGACUGGCUGGACUGGCAAAAGAGGUAGAAAACUGAAAUCCAAGUUAGAGAAAACAAAGCAAAAGGUACGAACUAUGGCAAGAGAUUUAUAUGAUGAUCAUUUUAAAGCUGUUGAAAGCAUGCCUCGAGGAGUAGUUGUAACAUUGAGGAACAUAGCAACCCAGUUAGAAUCUUCUUGGGAACUUCAUACAAACAGACAGUGCAUUGAGGGAGAAAAUACUUGGAGAGAUUUAAUGAAGACUGCUUUAGAAAACUUAAUUGUGCUGUUGAAGGAUGAAAACACUAUCUCACCAUAUGAAAUGUGCAGUAGUGGCUUAGUGCAGGCACUUCUUACUGUUUUAAAUAAUAAUGUGGAUUUAGAUGUGAAACAAGAUUGUAGCCAACUAGUAGAGAGAAUAAAUGUGUUCAAAACAGCAUUCAGUGAAAAUGAAGAUGAUGAAAGUCGUCCAGCAGUUGCAUUAAUUCGGAAAUUGAUAGCAGUGUUGGAAUCUAUUGAACGUCUACCUCUCUACUUGUAUGAUACACCAGGCUCUACAUAUAAUCUGCAGAUAUUAACAAGAAGAUUGAGGUUUCGUUUGGAACGUGCUUCUGGGGAGACUUCUUUGAUAGAUCGAACUGGCAGAAUGUUGAAAAUGGAGCCUUUGGCAACAGUGGAAUCCUUAGAGCAAUAUCUCCUGAAAAUGGUAGCAAAGCAGUGGUAUGACUUUGAUCGAGCUUCAUUUGUUUUUGUACGAAAACUACGUGAAGGCCAAACAUUUGUAUUCAGGCACCAACAUGACUUUGAUGAAAAUGGAAUUAUAUACUGGAUUGGGACAAAUGCAAAAACUGCAUAUGAGUGGGUAAAUCCAGCAGCCUAUGGCUUAGUAGUGGUUACAUCUUCAGAAGGAAGAAAUUUGCCUUAUGGACGUUUGGAAGACAUCUUAAGCCGAGAGAGUUCAGCUCUGAAUUGUCAUACUAAUGAUGAUAAGAAUGCUUGGUUUGCCAUAGAUCUUGGUCUUUGGGUAAUACCAUCGGCAUAUACGUUACGCCAUGCUCGUGGUUAUGGAAGAUCUGCACUCAGAAAUUGGGUUUUCCAGGUAUCCAAGGAUGGACAGAAUUGGACUACUUUGUAUACCCAUGUUGAUGACUGUAGUCUCAAUGAACCAGGAUCUACAGCAACCUGGCCUAUAGAUCCGCCAAAGGAUGAGAAGCAAGGAUGGAGACAUGUAAGAAUAAAACAGAUGGGAAAGAAUGCCAGUGGGCAAACACACUACCUCUCCCUGUCUGGUUUUGAACUUUAUGGUACUGUGAAUGGAGUGUGUGAAGAUCAAUUAGGAAAAGCAGCUAAGGAAGCAGAAGCUAAUCUGCGGAGGCAGAGGCGGCUAGUUCGCUCUCAAGUUUUGAAGUACAUGGUUCCUGGUGCUCGUGUAAUCAGGGGAAUUGACUGGAAGUGGCGAGAUCAGGAUGGCAGUCCACAGGGCGAAGGCACUGUUACAGGAGAAUUGCAUAAUGGCUGGAUUGAUGUCACCUGGGAUGCUGGUGGCUCUAACUCUUACCGUAUGGGCGCAGAAGGAAAGUUUGACCUCAAGCUUGCACCAGGGUACGACCCUGAUUCAGCGGCAUCACCCAAACCUGUUUCAUCCACUGUUUCAGGCACAACGCAGUCAUGGAGCAGCUUGGUGAAAAACAACUGUCCAGACAAGACGACUGCUGCUGCAGGCUCCUCAAGUAGAAAAGGAAGCAGCAGUUCUGUGUGUAGCGUGGCCAGUAGCAGCGACAUCAGCUUGGGUUCGAGCAAAAUGGAGCGGAGAUCAGAGAGUGUAAUGGAACAGAAUAUAGUUUCAGGCACUGACGUCCACGAGCCAAUUGUUGUUCUGUCUUCUGCUGAUAACAUGCCUCAAGCUGAAGUAGGGUCAUCAUCCAGUGCAAGCACCAGCACCUUAACAGCGGACAUGGGAAAUGAAAAUGCAGAAAGGAAGUUAGGUCCUGACAAUUCCAUACGUACUCCUGGGGAGUCUAGUGCUAUAUCCAUGGGAAUUGUUAGUGUGAGCUCUCCUGAUGUUAGUUCAGUAUCUGAACUGACCAAUAAAGAAGCAGCUUCCCAACGACCCCUUAGCUCUUCAGCAAGUAACAGACUUUCAGUGAGUUCUUUGUUGGCUGCUGGUGCUCCAAUGAGCUCCAGUGCAAGUGUUCCUAAUUUAUCUUCACGUGAAACGUCUAGCUUGGAGUCUUUUGUACGAAGAGUGGCAAACAUAGCACGUACCAAUGCCACUAACAACAUGAAUUUAAGCCGAAGUAGCAGUGAUAACAACACUAAUACUUUGGGAAGGAAUGUCAUGAGCACUGCAACUUCUCCUCUUAUGGGUGCCCAAAGUUUUCCUAAUCUGACUACAACUGGUACCACAUCAACAGUGACCAUGUCUACAUCCAGUGUUACUAGCAGCAGCAAUGUAGCUACAGCAACUACAGUUUUAUCUGUUGGUCAGUCACUUAGUAACACUCUAACUACUAGCCUAACAUCAACAUCUAGUGAGAGCGAUACAGGUCAGGAGGCAGAAUAUUCUUUAUAUGAUUUUCUUGAUAGCUGCCGGGCAAGUACUCUAUUAGCAGAGUUAGAGGAUGAUGAGGAUCUGCCUGAGCCAGAUGAGGAAGAUGAUGAAAAUGAAGAUGACAAUCAAGAAGAUCAGGAAUAUGAGGAAGUUAUGGAAGAAGAGGAAUAUGAAACUAAAGGUGGACGCAGAAGAACGUGGGAUGAUGACUAUGUAUUGAAACGUCAGUUUUCUGCUUUGGUUCCUGCUUUUGACCCAAGACCUGGCCGUACUAAUGUCCAACAGACAACUGAUCUAGAAAUCCCUCCACCAGGUACACCCCACUCAGAACUCCUGGAAGAAGUUGAGUGUAUGCCAUCACCUCGUUUAGCUCUUACCUUGAAAGUUACAGGUCUUGGUACAACUCGGGAAGUAGAGUUACCCCUAACAAAUUUCCGAUCUACCAUCUUUUACUAUGUACAGAAAUUACUGCAGCUUUCCUGUAAUGGCAAUGUGAAAUCUGAUAAACUUAGACGUAUUUGGGAGCCAACAUACACAAUCAUGUACAGAGAAAUGAAGGAUUCUGAUAAAGAGAAAGAGAGUGGAAAAAUGGGUUGCUGGUCAAUAGAGCAUGUGGAACAGUACCUUGGCACUGAUGAAUUACCAAAGAAUGACUUGAUAACCUACCUGCAGAAGAAUGCAGACUCAGCUUUCCUGCGCCACUGGAAAUUAACCGGCACUAAUAAAAGUAUUAGGAAAAACAGAAAUUGUUCUCAGCUCAUAGCUGCCUACAAGGAUUUUUGUGAGCAUGGAUCCAAAUCUGGAUUGAGCCAGGGAGCCAUUUCCACUCUUCAGAACUCUGACAUUCUUAGUUUGGCAAGAGAACAACCUCAGGCCAAAGCUGGUAGUGGGCAGAAUUCCUGUGGUGUGGAAGAUGUUCUGCAGUUACUCCGUAUUCUGUAUAUAGUUGCAAGUGACCCUUACUCAGCACGAACUUCUCAAGAAGAAGGAGAUGAGCAGCUUCAGUUUAAUUUUCCACCAGAUGAAUUCACAAGCAAAAAAAUCACUACAAAAAUUCUGCAACAGAUUGAGGAACCAUUGGCACUAGCAAGUGGCGCUUUGCCAGAUUGGUGUGAACAGUUAACUAGCAAGUGUCCAUUCUUAAUACCAUUUGAAACUAGACAGCUGUAUUUCACUUGCACAGCAUUUGGAGCAUCAAGAGCAAUUGUAUGGCUACAGAACAGACGUGAGGCCACUGUUGAACGGACAAGGACCACAAGUACAGUGCGACGGGACGAUCCAGGAGAAUUCAGAGUUGGACGCCUCAAACAUGAAAGAGUGAAAGUUCCACGAGGUGAAUCCCUGAUGGAAUGGGCUGAAAAUAUCAUGCAGAUUCAUGCAGACCGAAAGUCUGUUCUAGAGGUGGAGUUUUUAGGAGAAGAAGGAACAGGCCUGGGACCUACAUUGGAGUUCUAUGCACUGGUGGCAGCAGAAUUUCAGAGGACAGAACUGGGAACUUGGCUUUGUGAUGAUGAUUUUCCAGAUGAUGAAUCACGUCAGGUUGAUAUUGGAGGUGGAUUAAAACCCCCUGGAUACUAUGUACAGAGAUCAUGUGGACUUUUCACAGCACCGUUCCCACAAGAUAGUGAUGAACUUGAAAGAAUAACCAAACUCUUUCAUUUCCUUGGAAUUUUCUUGGCUAAAUGCAUUCAGGAUAACAGACUGGUGGAUUUGCCCAUUUCUAAACCUUUCUUUAAACUCAUGUGUAUGGGUGACAUUAAAAGUAACAUGAGUAAAUUGAUCUAUGAGUCACGGGGCGAUAGAGACUUGCACUGCACUGAAAGUCAAUCGGAGGCUUCUACAGAAGAGGGACAUGAUUCACUGUCAGUAGGAAGUUUUGAAGAAGACUCCAAGUCCGAAUUUAUCCUUGAUCCACCGAAACCUAAACCUCCUGCUUGGUUUAAUGGAAUUUUAACAUGGGAGGACUUUGAAUUAGUAAACCCACAUAGAGCCAGAUUUUUAAAAGAUAUUAAAGACCUUGCAGUUAAAAGACGUCAAAUUUUAAGUAACAAAGGUCUUUCAGAAGAUGAAAAGAACACAAAACUACAGGAAUUAAUGCUGAAGAACCCAUCAGGUUCCGGGCCUCCGCUUAGCAUAGAGGAUUUAGGUCUGAAUUUCCAGUUCUGCCCAUCAUCCAGAGUAUAUGGGUUUACAGCUGUGGAUCUCAAGCCAAAUGGUGAAGAUGAGAUGGUAACUAUGGAUAAUGCAGAGGAGUAUGUGGAGCUAAUGUUUGACUUCUGCAUGCAGACGGGCAUACAGAAACAGAUGGAUGCAUUUAGAGAUGGUUUCAAUCGAGUCUUCCCAAUGGAGAAGCUGAGUUCCUUCAGCCAUGAGGAAGUUCAGAUGAUUCUUUGUGGAAAUCAGUCACCAUCUUGGGCAGCUGAGGAUAUCAUCAACUACACAGAACCUAAACUUGGCUACACACGAGAUAGUCCUGGAUUCCUUCGAUUUGUGAGAGUUUUGUGUGGUAUGUCUUCGGAUGAAAGAAAAGCAUUUCUCCAGUUCACUACUGGCUGUUCAACACUCCCACCAGGAGGACUGGCUAACCUACAUCCCCGGCUCACUGUUGUGCGCAAGGUUGAUGCUACAGAUGCAAGUUAUCCAUCUGUGAAUACCUGUGUGCAUUACCUUAAAUUGCCUGAGUAUUCCUCUGAGGAGAUUAUGAGGGAGCGCCUGCUAGCUGCUACUAUGGAAAAAGGCUUUCAUCUCAAUUGAAUUGCUCUGUGCAACAUGGGACAUGAGAAACUGUUUGAUAUUAGUGAAGCCUCUUGUGUUUGUGUGCAGAAAAUAUGAUCUCCACGCUGUGCUCUGAUAAGACUUACCUUUUUUCCACCUGUGAGGCUUUAGGAACACGUGGAAAAAGUUUGUUAGCUGCUAAUGACAAAACAAAUCCGUGUAACUACACAGCCAGCAAGUAAAUGGCACAGAACACUGUGUGAUGCUUCAAGGGCUUGCACGACUGGAAAUUAAGGUGGUUCUCUUUGACUGUUCCAAAGAGCAGAUCUGCAGAUUUUCAGUGUUCACUGAUAUAAAUUUCUAAGUGUAUUUGUGUAAAGUUUGUCAUUUAAUACCUUGUACACUACAGUUGCCAUCACUGAUCCCUGUUUUGCUGGCUUUAAACUAACUGGUCAAAAACUUGCUUCCUUAAAUCUUAGAGUUAAUGGGCAUCACAAGCUUUUUUUUUCUUUUUUUUUUAAUGGUGCCUGCACUAUUGGCGUAUUCUAGUGUUGUUUUUUCUUGGGGGGAGGGGGGGGUGUUUGUUUUUUGUUUUUGCAUAUAAUCAUGCACAACGUUUUUUUUUUUUUUCCUUUCAACUGGGUAUAUAUUUUGAUUUCUUAAAUGCCCUGCUAUAAAGAUCAAAUCCUUAAGUGUGUUUGUGCAGCUCAACAAUAAAGCUAUUAAAAAACAAAACAAAACACUGGUUCCUGGUGCAAGGCACACUUAAAGCAAGUUUUACUUUUGGUUGUACUUUCCUUGUAUAUUAUAAACAUUUAUUUAACUUGUUGCAGUUUGAAAUUUAAAAAAAUUUCCAAUGUGUAUGCUCAACAAUAAUCAUUAAAAUGUUUGCAGCGUA